Messenger RNA from Lottia gigantea (owl limpet), 1220 nucleotides. RefSeq lists its product as hypothetical. Lineage: Eukaryota; Metazoa; Mollusca; Gastropoda; Lottiidae. The coding region runs from base 248 to 1099 and encodes 283 amino acids. Gene Ontology annotation, biological process: protein histidyl modification to diphthamide. The transcript is spliced from 3 exons. Gene Ontology annotation, molecular function: diphthine synthase activity. The record is from RefSeq and is a predicted model, not a curated record.
UCAUUUCAAAAACACGCCUGUCUUCACAUAUUUGUAUAGUUAGAUGCGGAACCUAUGAAUUUUGAGGCCAAGCUAUUUGAUAUUUGGUGUUUUAAACAGAAGAAUCAAAGCAAUAUAUACUCUAAAUUAUUGUAAUUCAUAAGCAAAACAGAAAAAAGAAAGACACUGAAGUGCUUUAAGACAUUUUUAAAGACAAGGUUUAUCUCAAAGGUUUCUUCAAACUGAAAACAUCCCCUACUAACACACCAUGUUAUAUUUAGUUGGUCUAGGUUUAGGAGAUGCUAAAGACAUUACGGUGAAGGGUCUAGAGGUUGUGAAAUCAGCAAAUAGAGUUUAUCUAGAAGCUUACACUUCUAUUUUGACAGUCGGGUUGGAUACCUUAGAGAAGUUUUAUGGACGAGAAGUGAAGCUAGCUGAUAGAGAUACUGUUGAACAGGAUUCAGAUGAGAUCCUAGAUGGUGCUGACAUCGAAGAUGUGGCUCUGCUAGUGGUAGGUGAUCCGUUAGGGGCAACAACUCAUACUGAUUUAAUAUUACGUGCUCUAGAGAAAAAGAUACCAUAUAAGGUGAUACAUAAUGCAUCUAUCAUGAAUGCAAUUGGUUGCUGUGGUCUUCAGCUGUAUAACUAUGGAGAGGCAGUUUCAAUUGUGUUUUGGGAAGAAAAUUGGAAGCCUGAAAGUUUCUAUGAUAAAAUUUGUCACAAUCGUAAGAAUGGCCUACACACUUUGUGUCUAUUGGACAUAAAAAUGAAAGAACAAACCACUGAAAAUCUGAUGAAGGGAAGAAAAAUUUAUGAACCUCCCAGAUUCAUGACAGUAAAUCAAGCUAGCAAGCAGUUACUUGAUAUUAUUCAGAACCGUGUAAAAUCUGAGUGUGAAAAGGGUGAAUUGUUGAAAGACACUAUUUGUGUAGGGGUUGCCAGGGUGGGAUCAGACGCUCAACAAAUUGUUACUAGUACAUUAGAAAAAAUGGUGAAUGUUGAUCUUGGUGGACCACUGCAUUCACUUGUUAUACCUGGAAACACACAUGAAAUAGAAGUUGAAAUGAUGAAACAGUUUGUUAUUCAUUCAGAUGUUAAUCUAAACUCUCUGAUAAAAUGAUGAAUUGAAUUGUGACUUUUUCUUACCAUAUGGCCUAUUUCAAAUGGGUCCAUUGAGAUACUUGUUAAUAACACCCCACAAUUGACUUGCAUUUUAGAAACAUAAAGGGUAUUUAAUCGCU